This is a messenger RNA of Porites lobata, 804 nucleotides long. The record is from the annotation of a GenBank genome assembly. NCBI's taxonomy places the organism in Eukaryota, Metazoa, Cnidaria, Anthozoa, Scleractinia, Poritidae.
AUGGCAGACAGUCGAGUUUUCCGAAGCUCUUACAUUAUCGUUCUUUUCUUCCGCGGCAUUCUUUAUGACGCUGGAAGAUUAAGUUUCAAGGACAGGUUUUGCUUCGCAAUACCGGCUUAUUUGGAGUUUGGGACCUAUUAUCAACCUUGGCAAGUAAAAACGGCAUAUUUAAUUUUUGUUCCAGCCUGGAACAACAGUCACCAUGAUUCUAAAGUUUACAAGGUGAAAGGCUAUUUAAGUUCUAAAGUGGGCCGAUAUCCCAACUCAGCUUCCACAUUCCAAAUAUCUUGUUUAAUCAUCAGUGGAGUUAUCUCUGAAAAACCUGGACGAAGCACGAAUAAACUGAUCUGUCCUGAGUGCUCAAGAACCAUUGCCAAAAACCACAGAUCGCUCACGUGCAGCAUCUGUGACCUCACCUAUCACAUCAAGUGUGGAAACGCAACACCAAAGGACUUCAAGUUAAUUCAGAGAAUCGUACCAAUGAUCUGGAAAUGCCCUAUCUGCCUGAGCGACCUUUCAUUUGAUCUUAAUGAGCUACCAUUUGCUUCUCUGUCCGAAGAAUCUUUCAACUCUAUGGUGAGAACAGAUCCACUUUACAACGAAUAUUCACAAUGCGAUUCUGACAAUGAUCAUUUGUGUGAAAUUGCCCAAAAAAUAAAUGCCUCACCGAAAAACUCAAGCAAUGAAUCUGAUCUCUCGCUGAUUGAUUGGUUUGCUUCGCACAUCAAUUCAUAUCACAAGAGAAAUCUAAAAAUUGGUCACUUAAAUGUGAACAGCAUCUACAGCAAGGUGGAUGAGGACUAA